CCAAACGGAGUCUCUGGCCCCUUUGCAGGGCGGUGCGUUCUUAGGAUGACCUUAGCUCACCCGUCUUGACAUUUCUCAGCCUUGCUUGUGUUCAACCUCAGCUCUUUUAUUGCUUUUCCUGUGUCAGUAUUGUAUGCGUAGUAUGUUCACCCCAACCCCCGCUCCCACCAUUAACUGCCUUCCUCUCUAUAUGUGUGCUCUACUCUCUUUACCUCUCUCUCUCUUUCCCUCUCUCUGCUCCCCCCUCUUUUUUUACGCUAUCAUUUUCAUUUCAAAUAGGCUCUGGUCUGUCCCUCCCAUUUAAUCCCUCCCUCCUCUUCAUUUCUCUGCUUCACUUCCCCCUGCUCAUUCCCAGGUGUCCCAUAUGUAGCCUUCUUUUCGGGAUACCAGAAACUGGCAAGUACUACAGAAAACACAUGACUGACAGAAACAACAACUGCAGAAAUGGCCUCUCUGUUGCCAAGGAGAAGCUCAUCGAUGCUAUAAAAAGGAUCCAACAUGAGUUGGACGAGUGCAGAGAGGAAGAGUGUGAGAUGUACAUACAGUCCGUUGGAGUAGAGAACUGCUUUGAUGUUUUGGAGCGGGAGGUGCGGUCCGAGUUCCAGAACCUCCACCGUUUCCUGGAUGAGGAGGAGAGCCUGGACCUGGAGCGCCUCAGGAAGGCGCGGCAGAAGCAGGUGAAGCAGCUGAGGGGGAGAGAGAGGAAGAUCGCAGAGCAAGGGAAGGACCUGGAGAGAGCCGUCACGACGCUCAACAGCAAGCUGGCCGAGGAGGACAGUCCUAAGCUGCUCAAAGAAAUUAAAGACCUCAUAAAAAGGUCCAUGGUAAGCUUCGUCCCCCCACGAGAGGUAGAGACCGAGGUCCGAGCAGGUCAAUUUGUGGGCCCUAUCCAAUACAGAAUAUGGAAGCACAUGAAAAGCUGCCUCUAUCCAAACAUCACGGCCGUCACCUUUGACCCCGACACCGCCCACCCCUUGCUGACCGUCUCCCCGUCCCGCGCCUCCAUGUGGUACGAGGAGGACAAGGACGUGGCGGGGUGCCCGGCCAACCCGCGCCGCUUCCACUACUACUACUGCGUGUUUGGCCAGCAGAGCUUCAGCGCGGGCCGCCACUACUGGGAGGUGGAGGUGGGCCGCAAGACCUCCUGGAGGCUGGGCGUCGCCCGCGACGACGUCCCCCGCGGGGAGAUGGCCCACAGCGGCACCCUGAGCGGCAUUUGGACGCUGGCGCUGAAGAGCGGCACGCUGGUGGCGUGCACCGACCCGGAGCCCACGGGCAUCGUCCUGUCCAGCCACCUGCUGCGCAUCGGCGUGUUCCUGGACUGUGAGCAGCGCGAGCUGUCCUUCUACAACGCCGGCAGCAUGGCGCCGCUCUACACCUUCUCCCUCGGGACGGUGGCGGCGCCGCUGGUGCCCUUCUUUAACCCGUGUGACUCGGACGACGGGAGGAACACCGCGCCACUCGCCAUCUUCAGCCCCUCCCUGUGAGGGGGGGGGGGGGGGGGGAUGUAAAGGAUGGUGAAGAUGAUGACGAUGAAGUUGAGGAGGAUCAUUUUAAUAGCGAUGAUAGUGAUGAUGACGAUGAUGACGAUGAUGAUGAUGAUGAUGAUUAUGAUGAUGACAGUGCUGAUUAUGAUGAUAACAAUGAUGACAGGAAAGGUUUUGGACAUACUUAAAAUGUACUGCAUCAUAGAAAGAGGGUAGUUGACACAACCCUUUAUCACACACAACUAUUGAAUCUAGAAGCAUCUGCUAGGGAUCUAGAAAGGCCAAAAGCUGCUCCAUAGCUUCAAAGAGAUGGUUAACGGUGCUAUGAUGUUACUUAUCUAUUAAUAUUUCCGUCACAGUCUUGUGACAUGGCCUGGUGUGACUAAAGCGUGACUAUGGAAGCUAUGCAAGAGAUGACAGCGGCUUGGGGGAGGGGGUAGGCUGAGGGGAAUGUGCUGCCCCCAGGGGGGGGGGGGGGGGGCAUGGGGUGACAUGGGGGUUGUGGUGUCACUCAAACAGUGCGCCUUCUGUGACUGAAGGACUCCUCACCUCCGCUACGACUGGGUGACAGGUGGUAAUGAGCAGGGAUCCCGGCAACCCACCAAUGAGUCACACCACAACACCACAAUAAGAGUCACUGGUCACAAUGAUGUACCGACACACAGGGACGACAUCACAGCCGGCGUUGUAAUUCUUUGCUUUUAUUCUUUGUAACUUCUUAGACAUGAAAUAAAGACAUAAAGUGUUUCCUUUUACAAAAAAAAAAAAAAAAAAAAAA
Messenger RNA from Gadus morhua (Atlantic cod), 2265 nucleotides. Its product is annotated as zinc-binding protein A33. The record is from RefSeq and is a predicted model, not a curated record. The transcript has 6 exons. The coding region runs from base 417 to 1487 and encodes 356 amino acids. Gene Ontology annotation, molecular function: protein binding. NCBI's taxonomy places the organism in Eukaryota, Metazoa, Chordata, Actinopteri, Gadiformes, Gadidae.